UUUCACUCGCGCGGCGUUCCAUGUCAAUGUCACCUCCGAGCCUGCAGGUGUCGACGCUUCUGCUCGCGUGCUGCACUCUGGAUCGUUUUCCGGUUGCCUUUCUGAUUCCGUCGCCAUUUUCUAGCAGAUCUCCGAGGGGAAGGAGGUGAGUGUUGAGUGAAGCAUUUGAAAAUGAGUGGAUGUCGAGUGUUCAUCGGUCGGCUGAGCCCCCACGCCAGAGAGAGGGAUGUAGAGAAGUUUUUCAGAGGAUUUGGGCACAUUCGGGAGAUCAAUCUAAAAAACGGCUUUGGCUUUGUGGAGUUUGAUGACCACAGAGAUGCUGAUGAUGCAGUCUAUGAACUGAAUGGGAAAGAACUGUGCAAUGAAAGGGUCACAAUAGAGCAUGCCCGCUCUCCCAGAGGGAGAGGAGGUGGAGGUGGUGGUGGAAGGUUCUCUCCGCGGUUCAGCAGCUAUCGUCGAACUCGCGGCUCAAUGUAUGGUCCUCCUGUGCGCACAGAGCACAGAAUCAUUGUUGAGAACCUCUCGUCCCGGAUAAGUUGGCAGGAUCUGAAGGAUAUGAUGAGGAAGGUUGGUGAAGUCACAUUUGUGGAUGCACACACAUCCAACAAGAAUGAAGGAGUGGUGGAAUUUGCUUCACGCCGCGAUAUGAAGAACGCCAUUGAUAAACUAGAUGGGACUGAGCUUAACGGACGCAAACUCAAACUGACUGAAGAUCGCAAGAGGAACAGAAGCCGCUCCCGCUCCAGGAGCUACACCAGGUCUCGCAGUCGUUCCCGAUCCAGGAGCCGUUCCAAAUCCCCGAGCAGGAGCCGAAGCAGGAAACGCAGCCGUACCAGGUCCCGCUCGCUCAGCCGCAGCCCAGAGAGGAAGCCCCUUCUCCGGGCAGCCCCGCGCUCCCCCUCCCGCUCCAAGUCUCGAUCCCACUCUCGCUCCCCCUCCCGCUCUCGCUCCAAGUCUCGAUCCCACUCCCGAUCCCCUCCAGUGCAGAAGAGGCAGUCCAGAUCCAGGUCCCCCUCGGCUGAGAGCCAGCACUGAGAGCUGUUUUCCUGCCUGCACCAGCUGUAUCUGUAGAUGUGAUUAUGGGUCUCGUGUCUGGGUAGAAUUGCAGACCGGUCUGUUAAAGCAGCUGCUGAUGUGAUUUAUUUUCGGUUGCAUAAUAGAAAGCCACAGUAGAUGCUCUUUACACAAACUGUGCAUAACUUUUUUUUUUAUUUUUUAUGAUAUAUUUUAAUUAGAAAACUACAGUUAUCCAUCCAUAAUGUUUGGAUCUCUUCAACACCCGCACUCUGCAGCCUGUAUGAGAUUGCAACAGCCAAUGUUACCUAAAGAGGUGUGUGUUUUUUUUUGUUUGGUUUUUUUUUAAAUAAAAUUUCCGCACCUUCAUAAUUUUUCCAUUCUUUUAAUUUAGUUUCAUACAUUCUAUGACUUACUUGACACCCCCUUAAGUGAGUUAUUGGUGUUUUAACAUAAGCUGUCCACUUUUUUUUUUCCCAGGCUGUGUUUUUGUUCUACUAACCCAGUGGUUGUCAACCUUUUUUUUUCGCCCAAUAAAUAAAACUGUACCCCUUUUGUCUGUCUUUACAGUUUUUGCUCUAUUGAAUGGUACCACAGUUGCAAUAAAAGGCAGAAUAACCUGAUUAACA
Messenger RNA from Acipenser ruthenus (sterlet), 1643 nucleotides. RefSeq names its product serine/arginine-rich splicing factor 5-like. Gene Ontology annotation, cellular component: nucleus; ribonucleoprotein complex; cytoplasm. The record is from RefSeq and is a predicted model, not a curated record. Gene Ontology annotation, molecular function: mRNA binding. The transcript is spliced from 8 exons. Lineage: Eukaryota; Metazoa; Chordata; Actinopteri; Acipenseriformes; Acipenseridae. Bases 172 to 1035 code for a protein of 287 amino acids.